AGAAGACAUAGACACCCCUGAUGUUGCCCCCACUUGCGAUCUCCUCUCAUGAGACUGCUGCAGACUAUCACUUUGUAAGCUACUGCCAAACUUUUUCUUUCAUCUUCCCACUAUAAAACAAUUUUUCAAAAUUUUUUUUUGACUAAUUCAUUAAGUAUCCUAGGGUUUCCACUCCUACUCUGUUGAAAAACAAGAGUCUGAAAACAAGAAAUAAAAAUGGGAUCUUUUUCAAUGGUAGAUGGGUUCUAUCAAUCUCAGGUAGGUUACCUACAAUCUUAAUUUCUCCCUAAUUUCUCUGAAGUAACACUUGUUAUGAUCUACUUCUUAGGCUCAAAAUCACAUCUUACUUGGUGAUUUUUGAUAAGAAAAUUAUGAGAUUUUGAGCUAACCCAUUUUCUCAAUUCUCUAUGUUUGGAAAAUAUAGAGUUUCAGCUUUAGUGGGUUAUGUUUGAUUUUCAGGAAUUGUAAAGUUUUUUAAAAAAAUGUUCUUUUGAGUUCUAGCAAGUCCUAAAGAAAUGUCUUGGUUUGAAUCUGAAAUCCAAACAAAAUACCACUUAUUAUCAAACCCACCUCUAAUAUCUCCUCCUCUUUCAACUACUCCAUCAUUCUCAUCAACUUAUAAUGCUAAUUAUCAAAAAGAUUCAACUCCAUCACCACCGUCAUCAUCAAAUGGGAGUAAAAUUAGUCCAGCUGUUUUAUUCAUCAUUGUAAUCUUAGCAGUGAUCUUUUUUAUAUCCGGUUUACUUCAUCUUCUUGUUAGAUUCCUAAUUAAACAGCCGUCAUCAUCAUCAAACUCACAAUCUAGUAGAUACCCAGAGAUGUCAGGUACUGAUGCAUUACAAAGACAACUUCAACAGCUAUUUCAUCUACAUGAUUCAGGUCUUGAUCAAGCUUUUAUUGAUGCUUUACCAGUUUUUAUGUAUAAGGAGAUAAUGGGUUUGAAAGAACCAUUUGAUUGUCCUGUUUGUUUAUGUGAAUUCUCUGAAGAUGAUAAACUUAGAUUACUACCUAUGUGUAGUCAUGCUUUUCACAUAAACUGUAUAGAUACAUGGCUUCUCUCAAACUCAACUUGUCCACUUUGUAGAGGAACCCUUUUCCAGAACGGGUUUUCAAUGGAAAAUCCUGUUUAUGAUUUUGAUGAUCCUAGGGAAGAAGAUUGUGUACAGGGUGAUUGUGAAACCGGGUUUGUUUCUAGUAAGAAACCAAUUGAGAUUGAAGAAGCUACAGGUGAGAAAAGGGUUUAUCCUGUUAGACUUGGUAAGUUCAGAAAUGUUAACAACAAUGAAGCAGUAGUAGGGGGUGGAGGAGUGACAGGAGGAGGUGGUGGUGCUUUAGAGAGAGACGCAAUAGCAGAAACAAGUAGUAGUAAUUUGGAUGCAAGAAGAUGUUUUUCAAUGGGUUCUUUUCAAUAUGUGGUUGCUGAUUCAACUUUGCAAGUAGCUUUGUCCAAUGAUAAAGAUCACGAAAGUAGUCGUUUGACGCUUUUGAAAGGAAGACUAGGAGCACAGAAUCAGAAUGCCCAUACUUCCAUAGAUGUGGAUUUGUCAGAAGGGAAGAAGUUGAGUAGUGCCAGCAAGGGUGAGAGUUUUUCUGUUUCAAAGAUUUGGCUUUGGUCUAAGAAGGGCAAAUAUCCUCCUAGUUCCACUGAUUCUCUCAAUCUUGGUCUUCCCUGGACCGAAAGAACUCGGCAAGAUUUAAGAAGUCAGGGCUUAAGAAGUCAUCAAGAUUUGGGAACUCUAGACUUAAGAAAUCAAGACUUGAGAAGUCAGGGCUCAUGAAAGGUACUUACUUAACUUGUCUUAUAUUUUCUUGAUUAAUCUUUGGGACAAUCAAUCUGUCUAUCAAUGAAAGAACUAGUUAAUGUUUUCUUUUUGUUCAAAUUUUUGGAGGGUGCAAGCUAGUCUUAAUUUCAUUUCUUGUUCAUUUCCAUACUUUUCUUCUGUCAAUGCACUUUAAUUUUUGAGUGGCUGAA
Messenger RNA from Papaver somniferum (opium poppy), 1972 nucleotides. Its product is annotated as RING-H2 finger protein ATL46-like. Lineage: Eukaryota; Viridiplantae; Streptophyta; Magnoliopsida; Ranunculales; Papaveraceae. The coding region runs from base 516 to 1778 and encodes 420 amino acids. The transcript has a single exon. The record is from RefSeq and is a predicted model, not a curated record.